This is a messenger RNA of Tachysurus fulvidraco (yellow catfish), 2399 nucleotides long. It is a transcript of the gene cep41, whose product is annotated as centrosomal protein 41. The record is from RefSeq and is a predicted model, not a curated record. Gene Ontology annotation, cellular component: ciliary basal body. The transcript is spliced from 9 exons. NCBI's taxonomy places the organism in Eukaryota, Metazoa, Chordata, Actinopteri, Siluriformes, Bagridae. The coding region runs from base 244 to 1281 and encodes 345 amino acids. Gene Ontology annotation, biological process: protein polyglutamylation; cilium assembly.
GAACAGAGUCCUCGGUUUAAACGGACGAGCAGAAGUUCUUCGUCUCAUUGUACUGUGGAUCACAGCGAUCCCUCUGUCUGUCUGUCUGUCCGUACGGUCGACGGUUUUAGCAAGCUCAGCCGUGCGUGACGGCGUCCCUCGUUUUCCUCUCAGCGCAGGAGACGAACAACAGGAACCCGUCAGUAUUAAAAGGCGCCGUAUCUGCGCCGGGGGUUUAGCGAGCUGAAGUAGAUAGAGGGCAGGAUGGAGAAGGGGAUGAGAGCGUUUAAUCUGCACAACAUGCUGAGCGAUGAGGAGGAGGGGACAAACGGGGACAGCCAGGAUCCAUAUUACAGAUAUAAAAAAGACGAGCUUUUUAAAAGGCUCAAAGUGACCACGUUCGCUCAGCUGGUGCUCCAGGUAGCUUCGGUGUCAGACCUGAACGAGAGCAUGAUGGACGAGGAGCCCAGACUUAAAGAUGUUUCAGAGUCAGGAGAUGGAGAGGGUCUAUCAGACCGCACCGAGUCUUCGCCCCGCCCGAGUCCUCAACCUGACAAACUGACUAAUGGCAGAGAGGCGAGUGACACCGCGUUCUCCCCCAGAUCCACACUUCAGAGUGUGAUCAGCGGUGAAGGAGAGCUGGAUAUGAACAGGAACAUGUCGAGCAGUGUGCCUCUGACCCCACUGAGCGCUCCGUGUGCCACAGAUCGUCCCUACCCAGACUGCCCCUACCUGCUGCUGGACGUCCGAGACCGAGAGCUUUACGAUCAGUGCCACAUCAUCAGCGCUCACAGUUUUCCCAUUGCCACCCUCUCUAGAACGAUUAACCCUUACACCAAGGACGUUCUCGAUUACAGAAACGUUCAGGGAAAAAUCAUCAUCCUGUACGACGAGGAUGAGCGGAUAGCCAGCCAGGCUGCCACCACCAUGUGCCAGAGAGGCUUCGAGAAUCUCUUCAUGCUCUCCGGAGGCUUGAAGGUGAUAGCGCAGAAGUUUCCGGAAGGAAUGACCACCGGCUCGUUUCCUGUCUCCUGUCUCCCUGCGCCAACUGGACCCUCGGGCCUGAAGCACACCAAGCACCGCCAGAUGCCACAGCCAGCGGAACACAAACAACGGUUCACCUCAGAAGACCUCAACAACAUCCAGCACAACCUGGACGAGGUGCUCGUACCCAGCGAGACCAGCAGUCGUCUGAGCAGCAGGGUGUCUAUUAGCAGCGCAAAUUCUCAAAUAUCCAGCGCUCGGAGCAGUCGACUGGGCUCGGGAAGUGCCAGGUCACAGAGCAGUCGGCCCUGGAAAUAACCUCUCACCCACUUCAUCAUCAUUACCAUCCACCCUGUCAUCAUCAUCAUCCUCCAGGAUAGUUUAUAACCCUAUCCAGUGAUGGGCCAUUAACGUACACCUAAACGUCUAAAGAACCAGAUGCAUUCGAAUCACAUGUAUUUUUUGUGACCUGUACCUUGACGAGAAGAGAUCAGAAAGCGAAUCUUUUUAGUGAGUCGAUUCUUUUGUAUCAGCUCACCGACAAGAAUCAAGUCUUUCAGCUUACUGCCUCUUUCUUUCUUUCUUUCUUUCAUUCACUUCAAACAAAAUUGCCGAUAUCAUGACCAGAGAUUUCAUUCUGUCUACAUCUAGUGUAUAGCUACGGAAAGACUGAAAGAAAGAAAGAAAACAGAUCGAAUCAGCGAAUCAUCGUCCACCCAAGAUAGUCGCCUCGACGCGUCGACUCGUUUUCAAACGAAGGCUUUAAUUAAAAAAAACUCCAUGUAUUUUAAAUGUUUACAACACAACAGUCUAAUAAAGGUUUUAGGAUAAAAGUUUUUUAGGGUUAUUUUAAGCCAGAAGUAACAUCAAAUGGUCGUUGAACCGCAUUAUUAACCGUACGACGAUCACUACAUGCUUCUCGGGUCGUGUUUCAUGUCCAUCUCUAAUAGUAUUGAGUCAUACCACAGCACCUUAUCAUUCGUUAUAGCUGCAGCUCCGACACCGAUGGAGCUCAUUUAUCGCUGAUAGUCUAUCGCUAUUAAAUCCUAAAGGAAUGUCCGAUUUAUAGAUUUAUAUUUAUAGUAAUGUUAACGUUAAGUAUGUGCGCAUGCUGUACCGCUAAGAGUGGCUCGAGUGCUCCGUGAUGUUCAUCCUACCUCACAAUCACCUAGAGGAGGAGAACUUAAAUAGAAAUAAAUUAGCGCGUACAAUGCUUUUACUGUAUCUGAACUGUGAAAGUGCAUUAGUGUAGAAGUGUGUGUGUGUGUGUGUGUGUGUGUGUGUGUGUUUUAUUCCUACAGUGCCGAAUGGUGGUAACACUAACACUCAGUUUCACAUCCUUAUUUAAACAGACAGUUUUAUGAACACAAACUACCUGCUGUGAUGUUUUUCUGUAUUUAAUGCUGAAUAAAGAACUAUUUUGUACAGGAAAUGAA